AUGGCCAUGCUUACCGGGAAAACAGGACUCGAAUUACCCGAAUCCCGUCACGGUGAAAAAGGCGCAAAACCAGUUGAUAAUUAUCCAUGGAUAUGGAAAAAGUUAAACGAUGCUGGUUAUAUAACUCAAUGGACUGAAGAUGAACAACACAUUGGAACAUUUCAAUUCCGUCUAUCAGGUUUUCGUCAUAAACCGGUUGAUUAUUAUAUGCGUCCCUUUUAUUUAUAUGCUGAAUCAAAAUAUUUUCGUAAAACAACGACUGAGAAUGUACUGUGUUUUGGGAAUAUGACACGUUUUAAAACAAUGUUAAAUUGGAUUCAGGACUUUUAUAAUACAUAUCCGAAUAGAUUGAAGUGGACAUUAGGUUUUCAUGCACAAUAUUCACAUCGUGAUACAAAUAAUCUUGUACCAUAUGCUGAUCAAGAAUUGUAUGAAUUUUUGUAUGAAAUGAAUAAAACGGGACAUUUAGACAAUACAAUGCUAAUUAUAAUGUCUGAUCAUGGACAAAGAUAUUCGGAAUUAAGAAGUACUUAUCAGGGAAAAUUAGAAGAACGUUUACCAUUCAUGUCUAUACGAAUGCCACCCAAAUUUCAACAAUCGACGUAUGUUCACAAUUUAAGAUUAAAUUCUCAUCGUUUAACAACACCAUUUGACAUUCAUGAAACAUUUUUACAUAUGCUUGAUUUUAAUGAAAACUAUAAAUCAACAACAAAUCGUUCGUAUAGUUUAUUUCAAUUGAUACCAACAAAUCGGACAUGCAGAGAUGCUGGUAUUGAAUCACAUUGGUGUGCUUGUUUACAAUGGAAACAAAUAAAAGAUUUUCAAGAGUUACCCUUGAUCAAUGAAAUCGGUCAAGUAGUGAUCAAUUAUUUAAAUGACU
Molecule: messenger RNA, 880 nt
Organism: Didymodactylos carnosus
Lineage: Eukaryota; Metazoa; Rotifera; Eurotatoria; Philodinida; Philodinidae
Source: the annotation of a GenBank genome assembly